UGAGAACUCCAUGAUACAGAUGUUGAAGGUUAUUUAAACAAAGUCUGAACUGCAGACAUACCUGACAGAUCCCAGGCAAGCCAGCCUUUCCCACAGGCAGCAUACUCUACACUGGGGGAAUGAUAGAUAGUAUUUCUUGCAUGAAGAAAAAGGCAGAAAUAAGAUUUAGAUAAAAAAAAUAAAUAGCACUUCACGUGCUCUGUGUUACCAGUACUCCUGGAUGCACUUCCACAGCUAUGACUUCUGCAUUUGCCACUUCUGCAAAUCGCUGACAUAUCUGUCACGCUCCGGUUUAUAAAAGCCCUUGUGGUACAUAGCGCUGUGUUUAGCAAGAUUUGGCCAGUCCCUGUCCUUACAAUCCAUCAGCAUGAAAGUAUUUUUUGGCCUCAGCUUUCUCCUGACUUUUCUAGACUCAGGAUCCAUGCUUCAGUGUGAGGUGUGUCACAACAUAGGAAGAAGCUGCUCUGGCCCCAUGGAAACCUGUAGUGGUGACACAGACACCUGCGGCAUCAUUCUGCAUGAGGUUACAAUAGGGGGGAUGGCAAUCCCUUCAUCAAUCAAGACCUGUCUGCCAUCCAGAAUUUGCCAGAUGGGCCUUGUCACCAUGAACUACGGGAAGGUGAAAGCAAGGAGCAGCUUGGCCUGCUGUGUGGGUGAUGCCUGUCAGACAGCGUCUGUCUCCUUGCCACCAGAGAACAAUGUGCCCAAUGGAUUCCAGUGUCCUGCCUGCUAUAGUGUGGAUUCUUUCCAGUGUGGUAAUGAAACUGUAAACUGCACUGGAUCUGAAAGCCAGUGUGUUGACCUGGCUGGGUUAAUGAAUACAGGUGGACUGACUGUGAAAGCUGCCAUGAAGGGAUGCACCACCAUGUCUGAAUGCAAUGCUGUAGGAGACAGUAAAAACAAUCUGGGGAUGAUGGACAUUAAAAUAAAGCGGUUCCAAUGCCAACCAGCCAUUACACUGGAAAUGCGGAAUUCUGGGCUUGUCCCUCCACAAAGUCUUUUCUUCCCUGCCCUAUUAGGAUUCAUCUUGGAGAAGUUAAUUUUCUGACUCUCUCUAUGGCUGGCUUAUGCAAAGCUUGUGACAGGAGCCGGUGGUUUGUACCUGUUUGAUGUGGUGUUUCUUGUGUGCAUGUUUUGUUUUCAGAAUAGCUCUUUUGACUUUACAGAAUAAAGACAGUACUUACACUUUG
This is a messenger RNA of Coturnix japonica (Japanese quail), 1190 nucleotides long. Its product is annotated as phospholipase A2 inhibitor and Ly6/PLAUR domain-containing protein-like. Lineage: Eukaryota; Metazoa; Chordata; Aves; Galliformes; Phasianidae. Gene Ontology annotation, molecular function: phospholipase inhibitor activity. Gene Ontology annotation, cellular component: extracellular region. The record is from RefSeq and is a predicted model, not a curated record.